Rhinocladiella mackenziei CBS 650.93 is the source of this 807-nucleotide messenger RNA. RefSeq lists its product as uncharacterized. NCBI's taxonomy places the organism in Eukaryota, Fungi, Ascomycota, Eurotiomycetes, Chaetothyriales, Herpotrichiellaceae. Gene Ontology annotation, molecular function: metal ion transmembrane transporter activity. Gene Ontology annotation, cellular component: membrane. Gene Ontology annotation, biological process: metal ion transport; transmembrane transport. The record is from RefSeq and is a predicted model, not a curated record. The transcript has a single exon. The coding region runs from base 1 to 807 and encodes 268 amino acids.
AUGAAAUUUGUGCGUCAAUAUCCUCGUUGGCGAAUCCAUAGCAGACAGCAGCCGUGUUCGGUGUACCUGUGUCGGGAUAUCAGCCUCUCCUGUACCACUUACAUUGUCAUCAGCGGCAAACAUGAACCAUUUGUUGAGAGGGCCAAGAGAAGACUUCGAGAUUGGUUCCUGGAUUAUGACGGCAAUGCUUCUUUUCAAGGCCCGCUGCGUGAUCCCUAUUUCGUCAACCGCAUCCUCUGUCAUGAGUCGUUGCGAGAAGCCGAAUCAGUGAUCCGAGACCUUAGACUCAGACUGUAUGACCAGUUGGAUGUCGUGGACACUAAUGCUGACCAGCCAUUCGACCGAGCGAGUCUCCGCAACGUCACAAACAAAUUGCAUAAGGUAUCCCAAGAUUGCGAGUCUCUUUAUGCUAGCGCUGAAAUGCUUCAUAUGGUUAGCGAAAACAUGUUGACCGCCCGUCAGAGAAUUCUGGAAAUAUCGCCCCGAAUCAUGACGGACAGCAAUGUGGGAGAUUCGUUGAAUUAUCUGAAGGAAGCAAUGAAAGACGACAGUGCUGUCAUGAAGGUGAUCGCGAUUCUCACCGUGAUAUUCCUCCCACCCACAUUUAUUGCCGGAUUCUUUGGCAUGGCAUUCUUCGAAAUGAACCCCGCUGGGAAUUUUGAGGCAUCGAAGAAAAUAUGGAUAUUUUUCGCCACGGCUGGACCUUUGACGGUAUUUACAUUGUCUGUCUGGUGGUUUUGGUGGAGGUGGACUGAUGUCGUAGAGAUGACGAAGGCGGCACAGGGGAAAUCAACCAUUACGCUUUGA